AUGAUCAAAGUCGUGAUUCUCGUGUUAGUUCUCCUUUCAAUAAGUGUGUCAAUUGAAUGUCGACGUAAUCUUCGUGAUUAUAUUGUAUCUCAUGAAUAUUCAUCCGGACUAACACGUGAAGAAUUUUCCGUUUACGAUCCUGUGGCAAAUAGUUUACUUUGUCGUCUUGAAACAUCAGGAUAUUCAUACAAUCGCUAUACCAAUCUUGUUAUGUAUCCAUCCUAUCAAACAAUUGGAUUGAUUCGAGAUGUUUGGUCACCAUUUUCUUAUCAAGGAUACUUCAAUGUACUAGAUGACGAAUUGAAUCAAUGGAUGAAUGGCUAUAUUUUUCAACGUUAUCGACCACAAGGUUUUCGCCUUUCUAUUGAAUACGGCGGACAUGUGUACAUCAUGGAAAAUCGACUUGGUUCGUUGAUAACAGAUAUCCGAGAUGAACAAAACCCGAAUUAUCUUCUUACUCGAUUCCAACAAACGUAUAUCGAUCCCUUGACUGGCUCGAUGAAGUACGCGGUGAAAGUUUUCACAAAUGAUCUGCCUGAUCCGAUCUAUAUGAUGGCUCUCUAUGCAUAUGAUUCAAUAGCAUCGAAAAAGAAGUUGAAACUAAGACCGUGA
Molecule: messenger RNA, 612 nt
Organism: Adineta ricciae
Lineage: Eukaryota; Metazoa; Rotifera; Eurotatoria; Adinetida; Adinetidae
Source: the annotation of a GenBank genome assembly